Molecule: messenger RNA, 3267 nt
Organism: Haplochromis burtoni (Burton's mouthbrooder)
Lineage: Eukaryota; Metazoa; Chordata; Actinopteri; Cichliformes; Cichlidae
Gene: fsip1
Product: fibrous sheath interacting protein 1
Exons: 10
Coding region: 136-1284 (382 amino acids)
Source: RefSeq, a predicted model, not a curated record
CUACCCCGUCAGAGGUGAUUGCGUCCUUAGUUACCAAACAUUUAGCGGAAAAGUCUUUGACUGUAGUUAGUUAUUUAAUGGUUACAAAUACACCCUUGUAACUUUAGCAUUGAAGCGCUGCUAAAAACACACAUUAUGGAAAUCACCAGAGGCACUUUAGAUGACAUUUCCCGACCUGCGUCGAGCGAGCAAACAGCUAGCCGCGUGUCCAGCGUAUCAUUACCUCAAAGUGACAGAAUUUGUCCUACAGCUCCAUUUUCCCUUGUUGUUUUGCCCAGCGAUGCUCCUGAUGCUCAGAUUCCGAACAGCUCUGAAGAGACUGCAGGCCACUCAUCAGUCACAUGUCCUGGCAAAGAUCAGUCUCACGCUGAUGCUUCCGAGGGACAGAAUGAACAUUUUAAACUGCAGAGAGCUAUUGAAGAAAUUAAAAGACUCGAUGAGAUACUGUCUGCAAAAAUCUUCAAACUAAAAGAAGUCCGGCGACAAAGAAAGGAGUUUCAAGUAAAACUCUGGCAAGAGUUCAAGCAGAAUAAACCUGGAGGUCACUCUGGAUGUGCUCAGGAAGCUUUGAACACAAGGUUGUUUUUGGCUUUGGAAGUACCCGAAGGAACAGAUGAGGACAACAACGUUAUACCUGUAUUUGACACCCAGAUUCCUGAACAUGAGCAGAAUGGAAACAACCAGCACUUGGAGCCAAGUAACCAGAGGCCAGACAGCUUGAUCAGAUCAUUUGAAGAAGAUUAUGAAGACACUAGGGAAGACCAAUUUGAACGCAGCCACUCUGGAGAUUCCAAAGGCAUGAAUAAACAGAAGGACUUUGUCAAGAAAAACAUUGAGCUUGUAAAUGGCGGAGGAGGUGAAGUGCUUUUGACCCAGGCAGAGAAAAGGCGUCUGGCUGAGCUCCUCCGAGAAAUAGAUGAAGAGGAAGACGACCCUGCCAGAGGCGCAGACAGCAAGGAGACCAUGUGGGCCGUGUCUGUCCCCACAGUCCAGGGUUACACCCCGGAGCCCUCUGACCUGGAGCAGCUGAUUGACAUUGACUCCAAAAUUGGCCUUCUCCUUCCUGUGGAAGAAUUUCACUCUGUGCACAGCUCAUACACCAACGUAACCAUGUCACAGGGCCUUGGCUCGGAGGUUAGUUGGAAGUGCGAUGGGGACCCGCAGCCAGGAGAGAAGGUCCUGCAGGAUAUAAAGGAGAGGAGAGGGCAGGAGAGGCGGCUCCAAGAGAUCCAACGGCAGCUGGAGCUCCUGGGUCAAAGCCAAGAGAUGACUGGUUGUGGGUGAGACUGGAGUCUAAACCAGCAGCCAUACAUCCUGGACAGGUGGCCAAUUUCUCACAGGGCCAGCACAGAAACAGACAACCAUUUACAUUUAUAGCAAAGGAAUCACCAGUUAACCUAACCCCUCUAACCUCAACUAACCUCUUCCUCUAACCUGGGGAGAGCCCACACAGACACGGGGAGAGCAUGCAAUCCAAACAGAAAGGCUUUGACCUUCUUGCUGUGAGGCAACCACUACGCUUCUUACCUUGUUGGUGCAAAAAUAUUAUUUUAUGCCUGUCGAACUGUGUUAUCUUUGGCAUUUUUCAUAGACUCGACUAAGGAAAGGAGAACAAAUGAUAUGCUUUUGCAACAGGUUGCUAGUAACAAAGUGCCUAAAGAUACAAAUGGGUUUCUCUGUUAUGUGUAAACACAACAGUGGUUCAUCCCUUGGGUCGAGUGCCUUUUUUAUGCUUGAGUGAUUCAUAUGUCAGUGUUAAGUGGCUUAAAAAACAUGUAUGUAAAAAAAGUAAAAUGGUACAAGGACUGGACUGAAAAUGAGAGAAGAAAAGAAAAACUUCAGAGAGUCUGGUGAACCACUGCUUAAGAGCACUUUUUUAAAGAAUUCCUGUUAUUGAGUUUGACCAAAUUCAAGUGUGUGAUUAAAGGAGAAGUUAGGAAGGCGAAGUAUUAGGUUUUUCGUAGCUAUUUAUUUAAACAUGCUUGAAAUACAGUAAAACAAAGAUAUCUUAAAAUAGCAGAUUUGACGAGAUUAACAAGCCUAUUUUUCUGAAGAAACUGUGUGAUGCUCGACAGUUGAUCUGGUGCUCGUUUUCCUGCAGCCCGUUUUGGCUGCCUUCCUAAAUCUACAGCAAAAGGAAGGACAUCUCAGCAUUUACUGUAAAACAGGAUAGUUCCAGCCCAACGGUCUUGUUUUAAUCAGGCCAACACUAUCAGUCAUACUUCCUCACUUACAGCAGUUUGUUAUUACCUCAUUAUUUCUAGCAUUUAUCGGAACAGCAGUCUAGGUUAAAAAAAAAAAUUGACUUAUCUGGAUCUGAAUCUCAAAAUCAAUUAUCUGUCUCUAUGCAUGCUUCACCACUUUCCUCACUUCACUGCAUCCACAGCUGAUGGCUGUUAGCUGCUAGCUUAUCUCCCUCAUCGGCUCUGCUUUGUCACCGUAUGAUCUUUGGAAAGGGCUCAAUUUGAGAAAAGUCUCUUCUCCACUGGUCUCAGGUUUUUCAGUGUCACUAUGAUCUCUCCUAUCUCCUGUACAUGCUCUAUAACUCAACUUCAAAUAUACAAAUUCAAAUUUAGGAGGUGACACCGUUUUUGGAUAUAUUUGCGGAAACAGCUCCUAAGCUUCAAGCCUCGGGACAGACCAUGGCAGACGCGGUUUGAAAUAUGGAUGCAAUAUAGGUUUAAUGACACGGGGCACGUCUGAGCCUGCCUAGCCUCCUAAAUAUUGAAGUUAUGAUUGGUGAUCUAGUAAUUUUGAACUUUUACAACAUGUGUCAUUUGGGAGGAUAUGUAAUAUGUUAGCAAGCUCAGAAACUGAAAGAUACUUUUAGCAGCAGCUCUCAUGUGCACAGAGAUGUUUGUCCCACAUUAAACAUAGGAACAUUGUCUAGCUAGCGUUAGCCAUCUCAGGCAGUCAGCACUCCUGACCGCUGCACUUUAACCUGUGAUUCAAACUAUGGAAGUAUACAGUAAAGAAAAGCCAGAGUCUUUUUUUCCCAAUUACACAGUGUCAUUGUUAAGUAUGCAAUCCAAAGCUCUCAGCUUUAAAUCUGUCAGAUUUGAACCUUUUGCUGCUGCAACGUCUUCUGCUUCUGUUCAGGCUCUGCAAAGGAGACUAGGAUGAACAAAACAAUUGACACAUGGCUCUUAGAGUUAAAACCAAAGACUAUUUUAUGUUGAUAUGGCUGUUAGAGUUGAAGCAGAGGCUCUUUGGGUAUUUAGGAGAGUUACUAUGCAUUUAAAAAAAUGUUAAAAUAUAUAUUAUCUG